Molecule: messenger RNA, 1206 nt
Organism: Dinoponera quadriceps
Lineage: Eukaryota; Metazoa; Arthropoda; Insecta; Hymenoptera; Formicidae
Exons: 5
Coding region: 1-1206 (401 amino acids)
Biological process (GO): sensory perception of smell; detection of chemical stimulus involved in sensory perception of smell
Cellular component (GO): plasma membrane
Molecular function (GO): odorant binding; olfactory receptor activity
Source: RefSeq, a predicted model, not a curated record
AUGGACUUCCGAAACGUCAACCCACUGAACAUUCGCACGAACUUAAUCUCAGGCAAUUUGCUACCCUUAGAACCGGGCGAUUCGCGAUUUUCAAUCGGCUGGAAGUUAUUUGCCGUCUUAAUGUGGCUGGUUCAAGUGAUACAGGUAAUCGUGCUGAUCCCUGGUUUCUUCGUAGUGUCGCGUGAGAAGGCUCUGGUUGACGGCACGAUGAACGCCGUGCUCUCCAUCGAGGUGUUCUUCAAUAUUGGAUGGAUUCACGCGCACCGAAAACUGGUAGACCAACUGAUCCAGCAGGUAAACAACAUCCUAUGCAAUGAGGAUGAAAUGAUGAAGAGCAUCGUGAUGAGCACCCUGCAGCCCAUAAAGGCACCACUCAGGUUUUACUGGGUGGUAGGUGGAUUAUGCGUCCUCCUGUGGAGCUGCAUACCGCUCCCGCUGAUUUUUAAAAAAGUGUCCUUCCGUUACGAGGAUUACAGGAUGCCGGCGGUCUUCUCCAAGCAGCCAUUCUCGCUCAGCAUCUUCCUGAUGGGCAGCAUCUUCAUGAUAAUUGGUAACACUUAUGUUUUUCUAAAAAAAGGCGGCAUGGACAUUUACAUGAUACACUUUGUGCUAUUGAUAACGGCGCAAUAUCGUUAUAUCGCCACAAAGCUCACCGCGAUAUUUCGAAAUGCAAUUUUGCAAAGUGAUUUGGAACAAUGUCGUCCCGAUCAAUGGGUAAAUAAAGAGAUAAAAGCAUUGUGCCGACACUACACUUCCGUCUUACGCUUAUCGUCUCUGCUAAAGCAAUUGCUAUCUUUGAGCUUCAGCAUGAUUUAUGUGAACAGCGUCUUACGGUUUUGUUUUAUCGGUGUUAUGUUGAGCACGGUGAAUAAUACAAUUAACACUAAUCAUCCUAGGAAUAUACCAUCAACUACUUUCCUGGAAGGUUUUCUGAUUUUCAUAUAUACGUGCGGUUCGAUAGUCCAAUUCUACGUAUUAUGUUUUUGCAUGCAACAAUUACAGGAUGCGAGCAAAAAUAUGACCAAUGAAGCGUUCCAUGAAAACUGGUAUCGAUUCGGUUCGUCCAUAAAACGUACUUUAAUGCUGAUGAUAUUGGGUACUAAUUUAGAUUGCAAAAUCUCGACUAACGAUAAAUUAAAUCUGUCUCUGACUUCGUUCAUGUCGAUUUUAAACCAAUCCUACUCGAUUCUCCUUGUGCUCUUAUAA